Molecule: messenger RNA, 1407 nt
Organism: Oldenlandia corymbosa var. corymbosa
Lineage: Eukaryota; Viridiplantae; Streptophyta; Magnoliopsida; Gentianales; Rubiaceae
Source: the annotation of a GenBank genome assembly
AUGAGCAGCAGCAGUAGUCAGGGAGCGCAUUCACUGGCAUUCAGGGUGAUGAGGCUAUGUAGGCCCACCCUCCAUGUCCAAACCCCUCUCCUCUUCGACCCCUGUGAUCUCCUCUUCGGCGAAGACUUAUUCGACCACCCCUCCGCCGCCGCUCAUCUUCCCCGUCUCCUUUCCGAUUCCAUCCCCGACCCUUCCUCCGAUCUCACUUACCGCUCCCGUUUCCUCCUCUCUCAUCCUUCUGAUUCCCUCGGCCUCCCUUCCCUCCUCGUUCUCCCUCAGUCCUUUGGGGCAAUUUAUUUGGGGGAGACGUUCUGCAGUUACAUUAGUAUAAACAACAGUUCCAAUUUCGAAGCCCGGGACAUUAUCAUUAAGGCAGAAAUCCAGACUGAGAGACAGAGGAUAUUGCUCUUAGACACAUCAAAAUCACCUGUGGAAACAAUUCGUGCUGGAGGGCGUUAUGAUUUUAUUGUGGAGCAUGACGUGAAGGAGCUCGGUGCUCACACGUUGGUGUGUACAGCUCUUUACAAUGAUGGUGAUGGGGAACGAAAAUAUCUUCCUCAGUUUUUCAAAUUCAUUGUUGCAAAUCCACUUUCAGUGAGAACGAAGGUCCGUGUUGUCAAGGAUGCAACUUUCUUGGAGGCAUGUAUAGAAAAUCAUACCAAAACUAAUCUGUAUAUGGACCAAGUAGAGUUUGAGCCAGCUCAAAACUGGACUGCAACUUUACUGCGAGCUGAAGAUAAUAUCUCAGAAAAUGAUUCAUUGACUAGGGAGUUGUUUAAGUCACCCGUUCUUAUCAGAUCAGGAGGAGGAAUUCACAACUAUCUCUAUAAGUUGAAAUCUUCUGUGCAAGGAUAUCCGCAAGUGAAGGUUGAGGGUAGCAAUGUUCUUGGUAAACUGCAGAUAACAUGGCGAACAAACCUGGGGGAACCUGGUCGUCUGCAAACACAGCAAAUCUUGGGCAGUCCUGUUGCGCAGAAAGACAUUGAACUGCAGGCAAUUGAGGCCCCGUCUGUUGUCCUCUUGGAGAAGCCCUUCUCGCUUCGCUUGAAUCUCAGAAAUCAGACAGAAAGGAUACUGGGACCUUUCCAAGUUUGGUUAUCACAAAGUGAUUCUCUUGAUGAGAAGGCUGUGAUGGUUAAUGGCCUUCAGAUGAUGCCUCUGCCACAGGUGGAUGCAUUAAGUUCCUCCGAAUUUCAGCUGAAUUUAAUCGCCACGAAGCGCGGGAUUCAAAAAAUCAAUGGAAUCACGGUGUUUGACACUCGGGAGAAGAAGACUUACGAUUCCUUGGUAGAACUAGAGAGCACACAGAAUGCUUUUGUGCCUUCCAACUUACUUGAAGGACCUUUUCAAAAAAACUUACGUGGAGGAGGCAUCACAAGUCAUGAGAGAUGUGCACUCCUGGUAUAA